Molecule: messenger RNA, 2878 nt
Organism: Grammomys surdaster
Lineage: Eukaryota; Metazoa; Chordata; Mammalia; Rodentia; Muridae
Gene: Popdc2
Product: popeye domain containing 2
Exons: 4
Coding region: 914-2020 (368 amino acids)
Cellular component (GO): sarcolemma
Molecular function (GO): cAMP binding
Source: RefSeq, a predicted model, not a curated record
UUUACACAGCUGCUUUUGUUGAAUGAAUGUCCUAUUACCACACAAUAAUGUUUGCUGAGUGUCUUAAACCUUUCGUGGGGCUUUCCGGUUCUCCCUGCCAGUACCCUUUCUGUUAAUAGUCCCAGGCAUUCCCACUCUGAACUGUCCUACCUCACACAAAUCCCCAAAUCCUCCGGACAGGACAUCUGCACUGUGUCGUGCCUACUCCAUGCACCUAAAUUCCCUGCUUGCUUUUCCUUUGACCCUCCCUGCCGGUUUCUGUUGACCCGGGGUCUUAUCUUGUCCUCUGGAGGUAUGCUAAGUACUGUGCCAGCCUGCCUGUUUGCCUGGCCUGUUUUCUUUCACUGCCAGCACCUCUUGGAUUCCAAUUCCAAACAUGGUAUCCCUCUGGGGUCACCCUUUCUUCCGGUGCCAAGAGAUCGUGCAUUCCAAAUGGAACACAAGUGUGCCUCUCCUGCUGGCUCUCCACUCCUCCUCAUUCUGCCCGGGAACAACGGAGAGCAGGACGUGGCUGCUUCGUCCUGCGUUGCUGAAGUUUGUGGUGUGGAGUUCCUACUUCCUCUCAGGACAAUGUUUGCUUUUCACUAAGAACUAAAUAUGAAGACUAUCCUAAGAAAGCCGGAGCCAAAGAAGUUUACCAGAGCACUGUGGGGAGAACAAGAGCUUUGCUGAGAGAGAGAAAGGGGGAAAGGAAGAAGGAAAAGAAAAAUCCCAAACAACAAACAGGUUUCCAAGCUUCCAUGAAGUGUACUAUGCUCUGGCGUCCUUUCUCAGAGCCACCGGAAACAUUGCUAUCAGCAAAGGUAGUGCUGGUGGUGAGAAGCCACUUGGGAGUACAGAUUAACUGAUUUUUCCCCCAGUUUCCUUUGUGGAGACCGUAUCUGAGCCUGCAAAGGCCUUGCAAGCCCCAAGGAUGAGCGCCAACGGCAGCUCGGUGGCUCAGCUCCUCUGGCAGCGGCCUGUGUGCAGUAGCUGGAAGCAGGAUGUGGAAGGAGCUCUCUACCACCUGGCCAACUGCUUCUUGCUUAUGGGCUUCAUGGCAGGCAGUGGAGUAUAUGGAUGCUUCUAUCUUUUCGGCAUCCUGGGCCCAGGCUACCUCUGCUGCGUGCUGUGGGGCUGGUUUGAUGCCUGUGGGCUAGACAUCGUCCUUUGGAAUGUCCUCCUGACAGUGGCUUGCCUGCUUCAGCUGGCUCACCUGGUAUAUCGAGUACGGGUGAAUACCCUCCCGCAGGAGUUCAACCUCCUCUACAGGACACUGUGCCUGCCCCUGCGGGUACCCCUGCAGGUCUACAAGGAAAUUGUGCACUGCUGCCAUGAGCAGGUCUUGACACUGGCCACAGAGCAGACCUAUGCUGUGGAGGGUGAGACACCCAUCAACCGCCUCUCCCUGCUCCUCUCUGGCCGGGUUCGAGUGAGCCAGGAUGGGCAGUUUCUGCACUACAUCUUUCCAUACCAGUUCAUGGACUCUCCUGAAUGGGAAUCACUGCAUCCUUCUGAAGAGGGGACCUUCCAGGUGACGCUGACCGCCGAGACCGAAUGUAGCUAUAUUUCCUGGCCCCGGAAAAAUCUUCACCUUCUUCUGAACAGAGACCGAUAUAUCUCCCGCCUCUUCUCAGCCCUGCUGGGCUAUGACAUCUCCGAGAAGCUCUAUACCCUCAAUGACAAGCUGUUUGCCAAGUUUGGGUUACGCUUCGACAUCCGCCUUCCCAGCCUCUACCAUGUUCUGAGUCCCUCAGCCUCAGAUGGAGGACCAGAGUCUGAGAAAGAUGAUGAAGAAGCCCUUGAGGCAGAUGUGUCCCCUGCUCAGGCCAGGCCCAUCUGCAUCCUGCCAACACCCUCUUGUUCCGGGCCUCCAGCUACCACCAACUUCCCUGUGUCUCUCCCCCGGGCCAGGAUGCCCAGGCCUGACAGUGGCACCCUGGGUGAGGACUCCACCAGUCUGGUGCUGGAGGAUUUUGAGGAGGUUUCGGGAUCAGAGUCAUUUAUGGAUUAUAGGAGCGAUGGGGAGUACAUGAGGUGAGGGCGGAACUAACAUGGGCACAGACACCGGCUCAGGAUCCUAUUACUUGGACAUUUUCCUCAGGACUCUACCCAACCAUGGCGGAGGCUUGGCUUUUCCUGAGGAAAGCCCCACCAUCAACCUAGAAGGCAUUUUAAGGUUAGGGGUGUACAAAGGAACCCUACACUCUUAGAGAAGCACCCGCAGAUGUGAAGAACUGGUCUGGUGCACGGAGUGAAUGAGCGCAUGUAUUUCAAACAAGUCACAUUGCUGAUGAGAGAAGCAAGAGAUAUGGACGUUAUCCUUUCCUGUGGAGUCAUUCCAAGACCGAAACCCAGGAUAACUUAGCAUACCUUCCUGUUCACUUGUCCUCUUUCUGUCUCUCUAUCCCCCAUGCUUGCUGACCAGUGUAAACUGUAGGUGCUUCAUGCUGUCUAGCCUGCUUCCCCGCCUUUGGUGUGAACUGUGGGUGCUUCAUGCUAUCCAGCCUGCUUCCCCACCUCUGGUGUGAACUGUGGGUGCUGCAUGCUAUCCAGCCUGCUUCCUCAUCUCUUCAGUUCACAGAGCACUGACUUCUGCUCUUCUUUCUGGUUCUUUUCCAUUCCUCCUACUUGUCCCUGUUGUCUUGGAUUGUGGCUCUAUGUAUCCCUCUUGCUCACACUUCACCUUCUCCAUCCCCAUCUGCCCCCUGACUUCUCCUGUUUUGCUUGGAUGUUUAACAGUCUGGUUGUUUUCUUUCCCCUUUGCCCAGUCUCUGGCUUUGCUCUCUCCUCUUCCCUAAGCAACCUUGUGUCUCCAUUUUGCUAAUUCCAAAUCCUAACUCGUCCAAGGAGCUAUCUGAGGAUAAAGAAAACCAUUCAAAUAAAGGCCUGAAAACCC